This is a messenger RNA of Colossoma macropomum (tambaqui), 12244 nucleotides long. RefSeq names its product mitogen-activated protein kinase kinase kinase 11. The transcript has 10 exons. Gene Ontology annotation, biological process: protein phosphorylation; microtubule-based process; positive regulation of apoptotic process. Bases 1180 to 4239 code for a protein of 1019 amino acids. The record is from RefSeq and is a predicted model, not a curated record. Gene Ontology annotation, cellular component: centrosome. Lineage: Eukaryota; Metazoa; Chordata; Actinopteri; Characiformes; Serrasalmidae. Gene Ontology annotation, molecular function: JUN kinase kinase kinase activity; ATP binding; protein binding.
GCAACGUAGAGUGGUUCGACUACACGGGCAACGGGAAGAGGACUGGCUGCGGCGCGGAGGACUCGGCACGGCUGGAUAAUUGGCUGCUUUCGGCUGAAAAGGAGGACGAGGUCGGAUGUUUCGGAGUGAAAUCCGCGAAGGCCAGGCGAGGUAAAGAGACGCUGGCCGCCAGAGCUCGUUUCUGGUCUUCAUAAACAGAGCGGACAAAGUUCUUCCUGUUCAAACUUUGUGGCGGCGAAGUGUUUUUUUUUUUUUGUCGCCGUGGCUAACAGCGCGAGAGAGCGCGCGCGGAGUGUCUGCGAGGGGAGAAUGGCAGAAAUAAAAUCAUUCGGCUCGGUUCGAUGUUUUAGUGAGACGCUUUUUAUAUAGAAAGUAAUAAAAAGUCGUCUCUCUCUCUCUCUCUCUCUCUCUGUCUCCCUCCCUCUCUCUCUCUCUCUCUCUCUCUCUGAGCUGGCGCACUCUGAGCGCUCCUUUCCUGCCAUUCUUCUGCGCGCCUCUGCGCUUCCUGCUCGGACUGACCACAGCACUGGACGGCUAAAAAUACUGACUACUCAAAAUGGACAACUAACUGGACUUUUUUUGUCCCCCCUCCUCCUCCAUUCACUCAGAAACUCAUCCAUCUUUGCUUUUGCUUUUGGAUACGUUCUGGUCUCCUUUGCUUUGGUCUUGCGCCUUGUGCACCAUCCGUCCUACGUUUUUGACGUUCGGAUGGUCAGCAGUUCCUUGGUUUGUUCAUUAACAUCAUUUCUGAUGCCGAGUCGAGACAUUUUGCAUGCGAGGCGCGCUCAUUUUCCUUCAGUGAUUUUUACAGCUCAGAAGUAAGUCCUGAGGGAGCUGCAUGGAGUCUGGGUGGCCUUUUCCAAGUUGGCACGUACGCAAGAUCUCUUGAGUUCCUCUGGCCUGGAGACUGGAUUUCGAAAAGUGGUUGCUUUAAUGGAGCCAUAGGUCUGUGAUCUCCAUGUCCACAGGUGUUGGGGUGUUACUGAGGAGUGCUCUGGCUGACCAUGGCUGCGUGGUAGUGCGCUGCUUGGCCUUGGAGCAGGGUGCAGAAGGCCCUAAUGAGCCUCAUAGAGGGCUUGGAAAGGGAGAGAGGCGCUGGAAAGAUCACACCUGUUACAUCCCAGUGGAUUCGGCCAACCGAAUCACGUUUUGAGCCCCCUCGCGCAAAAAGAGCCCUCCAUGGAGCCGCUGAAGAGCAUAUUCACCCGCGGCCCUCUGGCUCACUGGAAGAGUCUGGAGGAAUCUCAGAAGGGAAGCUUCAGCAACCCGGUAUGGACCGCUCUGUUUGAUUACGAAGCUUCUGGAAAGGAUGAGCUGACGUUACGCAAAGGGGACGUAGUGGAGGUCCUCUCUUUGGACUCUGAGGUGUCCGGAGAUGAGGGCUGGUGGGCUGGCAAGGUGAACAACAAGGUGGGCAUCUUCCCCUCCAAUUAUGUCUCGCUCAAGCCUGGUGGCUACAGCAACCUGGCCCCUAACGUAAGUGGCGUAGCGCACGAGCUGCAGUUUGAGCCCGAGGUGGUGGAUUUCCGGGAGUUGAAACUGGAGGAGGUCAUAGGGGUCGGCGGAUUUGGGAAAGUGUACCGGGGCGCCUGGAAAGGGGAGCUGGUGGCCGUCAAGGCGGCCCGUCAGGAUCCGGACGAGGAUAUCAGCGUGACGGCACAAAACGUGCGCAAUGAAGCGCGGCUCUUCGCCAUGCUGACACACCCCAACAUCAUCGCCCUCAAAGGGGUGUGCCUGCAGGAGCCCAACCUGUGCCUGAUCAUGGAGUACGCCUCCGGAGGGCCGCUGAGCCGCGCGCUGGCCGGCAGACGCAUCCCUCCGCAUGUCCUCGUCAACUGGGCCGUGCAGAUCGCCCGUGGAAUGCUGUACCUGCACAGCGAGGCCAUAGUGCCGGUCAUCCACCGUGACCUCAAAUCGAACAACAUCCUCCUGGCUCAGCCGAUAGAGAAGGAUGGCAUCGAGGGUAAAACUCUGAAGAUCACAGAUUUUGGGCUGGCACGAGAGUGGCACAAAACCACCAAGAUGAGCACAGCAGGCACCUAUGCCUGGAUGGCACCAGAGGUCAUCAAAUCCUCCACCUUCUCAAAGGGCAGUGACGUAUGGAGUUACGGUGUGCUGCUGUGGGAGUUAUUAACAGGUGAGGCUCCUUACAGAGGUAUAGAUGGUCUGGCUGUAGCGUAUGGAGUGGCCGUCAAUAAGCUGACCUUACCCAUCCCCUCCACAUGCCCUGAGCCAUUCGCCCAACUCAUGUCAGAGUGCUGGGAGCAGGACCCCCACCGCAGGCCGAGUUUCGCCUCUAUCCUGGCUCAGCUGUGCGCUCUGGAGCAGCAGGUGAUGGAGGAGAUGCCUCAGGACUCCUUCCACUCACUGCAGGAGGACUGGAAACUGGAGAUCCAGGACAUGUUCGACGAGCUCCGCGCCAAGGAGAAGGAGCUGCGGUGUCGGGAGGAGGAGCUGAAGCGAGCGGCUCUGGAGCAGAAGUCUCACGAGGAGUUCCUGCGUCUGCGGGAGCAGCAGCUGGCGCAGUGGGAGCAGGAUGUGUUCGAGAGGGAACUUUCACUGCUCAUCCUCCACCUCAACCAGAACCAGGAGAAACCCAACGUCAAGAAGCGCAAAGGAACCUUCAAAAAGCACAAGCUGAAGGGCAAGAACGGAGAGAAAAUCAGCAUGCCACAGGAUUUCAUCCAUAAGAUCACAGUGCAGGCGUCUCCAGGGCUGGAGAAGAGACGAAACUCUCCAGAUUUGGGGUCUCCUUCGAUCGGACCCCGCUUCCGUGCCAUCCAACUGAGCCCCAGUGAUAGUAAGUGGAACUCCGUGUGGCCACUGGAGACUCUUCCUCUGAAGCAGCCAAAUGGAGAGCGCAGACUGCCCCCCCACUGGAGCCCCCAAAGCCCUAAAAGCCCCAAGAGCCCCAAAGUCCUGCGCCUCAGUCCACAAGAUUGCGGUCUGUCUAUGAGGGCGAGGCUGCUGGAGGUGGACAGUAAUGAGAAUGGAGACUCCAAAGAUGACUUUGAGGAGUACAGACCCACUACACCAGAACCAAGCCAGAAUGGCUCUGGCUUGGUUAAGGAGCCUUCCUGGACGGCUCUUCCAGAAGAGGAUUCCGGGAGUGAGGAGGGAUGUUUGUCCCACCGCAGUUCCCCAAACCCUGACUGUCGCUCUAGCAUUCCCGCACAUGCUAAAAGCACUCACCGGGCUUUGCUCAGUGGCGCCGCCCUGCUGGCCUCCGUGGCUCUGGGACGGCAUUUAGAGCCCCAGCACCCACCAACACCCCCUCCACGAACAGCCCCCAGGACUAACCACCCUGCUCUGGAGCUGGAGCGAGAGCGCCCUCCGGUGGCCGUAGAGGACUUGCCCACAGACCCAGCUGUUGUUGGGGAUCUAAUCACGUUUAGUACAGACUCUCUGCCUCGAGGGCUUUUUGAUGCCCCAUUGAAGCCCCCCGAAACCAAACCCUUACCUCUGACUCCCCCUCCACCAAACCCCAGAGACAGGUCAGGUCGCCGGACCCCCCAGCACAGCUCCGCCGAGUGGAUCGCUCAGGCUAAUGGAGAGCCAGCAAAUGAGGGUGUGAGUCAAACUGGAGAUAGAAGGAGGAGAUCCAGUCAAGGACUUUCCUCACAACUAGUGUUGGACCUUCCUUUGUGCCAAGACACUAUGGUGGAAGCAGACGACAAAUCCCCCACCCCGUUCGCUCUUUACCCGGACCCUCGUCUCUGGAGCCCCAAAACUCGCCGCCUGGAGGUCAACAUCAUCCCACGACCCCGGCCGUCCCCCAUCCGGCCCCGGAUCGAUCCCUGGAGCUUCGUUUCUGCCGGUGUGACAGAAAAAAGCAACUCGCGGAACAACCUCUCGGCUAGCAGCCCCACGAGUCCACGUCUGGGGUACCAGCCUUCGCCUACCAACCCCUUCACGAACUGCGAUCCUUUUCCAUCCCCAGAUUGUGACCCUUUCAGCCUCAGGGCUGACCCCUCUGUUAACUCUGACCUUCCCUCACCCUUCGAUCCCUUCUCUGCACCUUUUCCCACUUCACGCUCCGCACCGUGCUCCACUAACGGCAGCCCCAACCUUUCUCUCAGGGUCGCUCCACUGAACCCAGCUGACUCCCCACUCAUUGACCUGGGCUGGGCGGGGGUCGCCAAGCCCCAAGGUGUUGCCAAAGAAAAAGUUUGCCCCAGGAGGGCUCUGGGUCUAAGUCCCUUCAGGUCGCCGGCACAACUCAGAGACGACAGAUUCUGAACUUCAGAAGUGGAAGCCACACUUAUCUGUCAAAUACACUUCGAAUCAAGACAGCGUGGCACCCAAGCAGCAGCUGCCCUCAGUAUUUGGUGCUCUGGAGAUCUUUGAGUUCCUUUGGAAAGAGGAUAAAUGCACAACAGCUUUGGUUGACUUUGAAAACGUAAUGCCCCAAGCAGUGGAUGUUUCUGUUCUUACAUUGUUGCCCUUAAAACAAUAGAACCUAAUGAUAUUUGCAGAUCUUUAUGAUGCAGAUUAUGCAUUCAGACAGGAUUAUUCCACAACCGAAUCAACCUUACUCGCAUAGUGACACUGUAAAACUGGGGAGCUUGCCCUUCUUAAAUCUUUAUUGCCUGUGAAUCCCAGAAACAGAGAAGCUGAAAUAUGCAUUCCUUUCAGAUGCCCUUUUCCAUUGGUUACCUUCAGCAAGCAAAAAUGCUAACUAUGAGCGAGAGCAGGAAAGGAAAGCCAGAGAGAAAGCUUUGUUGCUAACUGGCAUUUCUAGGUUUUAGUCAUCAUUAGCUGUGUUUCCAUUUUUUGGUUGAACUGUUCUUUUAAAACAGUGGUGCAAAGUCCCUAAUAUGAGUUUAUUUGGUUUUCUUUACUUCAUAUUAAGCAGAUUGUUGUUCGCCUGCGUCUCUGCCUCAAAAUCUCAUUGUCUAAACGGUUGUCUUUGCUGCGCUGGACCUUUGAAAUCCAUAGCAGCUUGUUUCAGCCCAGUCCGCUUCUUGACUUACGUAUGCUAUUUUGACAAGACUUGAAAAACACAUUGCCUUUCAUAGUUUCUCUUUCGUACAGGGAAAGGUAACAUUCCAAGUACAAGGCUAAAGCAUUGUUCUGCGCACAUAAGAACAUGCUGCAGGGGAGAACAAAUCAGACUCACUGAAUAUUCUGCACAUGUGCCAAAGAAUGGAAAACUCAGGCCAACAGCGCAUUGCUGCGUUGUAGCAUAAAUUGCAGGCCCUCCACAUUUACCGGUAACCAAAUCUAAAUUAGCACAUCAACAAGGUAACAGUUAGCCAGAGAAUGGUUUCAAAUUCUCUUAAAACACGUCAGCAGGCGUCAUUUCUACUGGGCAAAAAGUAACUAAAAUUGACAUCCAGCCUCUGCCCAAAAUGUGCUUCUUCUUAGCAACUGUUGCUAGGUCAGACAAGCUUUAUAGAAUGUUGAUCAAAUGCCAUUCAACCUAAUAUAUCUAAAUUUGGAGUGGCAGUGUUAUUAGUUUUAAAUAAUGCUUAUUUCGUAUGCAUGUGGACGGUCAAAUGUUAGAAUAGAUUGAGUGUACUUUUUCCUGUAGUCUAGCCAAGCCGUGCCAUUGUUUGCACAAUGGCAAAUUUGUAGUUGUUGUUUUAAAGUUUCGAUUUGCUACAACAAUGUAAUCCAAACCCGAAAUGCUUGUCCGAACCUGAUGGGACUCGACUGCUCGCGUUGGGUUUAGAUGGGUUCAGCCGUUAUUUUACAUAUGCGCUUUAUGUCCAAAAGUAUCUAGAAGCCCAUUCUAAUUGAUAAAUUCGGCAAAUUAAGGUCACCCAUUGCUAACACUGGUGUUCAGUUGCACAUACAGCUUGUAUGAUAGAAAAAGCACUGACCGAUGGAAUAGGAUGCUGGAGCUGGCGCACCAUGCCCAGUGCCAAGCAUGGGCUAGAGGGGUAUAAAGCCCCUCUGGCGCAGUUUAAGUCCGUUCUCUGGAGUGAUGGAGCUCCAUCCAAUACCUUUGGGAGGAGUUGGAGCGAUUCGGAACUCAUCAUCCAACAAAAAUAUUAAUCCAAUCGUCCCCAUGGGCUGGUUAGGGUCAGUUUCUUGUGUUAGUUUGGGAGUUUAAAUUAAAGCUUAGGAUACACGUAAAGCUAAAUUAAAUUAAAGCUUAAAGCCCAACUAAAGCUCCAGCUCAGUAGCAUAGCAUUUUAAAUUGGACACUCAACUAUAUCUAAACUCUAAACUAAGAUCUCUGCAGUUUCUCAGUCAGUUGAAUAUUUUUGUCACCGUUCUAUGAAGUUUGUCCAACCUGAUAACGUUUGCCAUGACAGAAUGCAUUUGUGUGCAGAGCCUGAAUAGAUAAGUAGUGGAAAACGCCCCCAUUAUUAUAUUUUAGUGGUUUAUUUGUUUAUCCUCUUUUAAAGAAGGAAGGAGUCACAUCGGAGACGUUUUUCUCUCUGAUUUGACCAGAAACCUGUGGCUAAUUGAUUUCAGCCAGAGUGACAUGAGCUCCAACACAAGCAGACACCACCGGGUUUUUCCCUGGGACUAAUUAACUUUAAUUAACUCGAUGUCUAACAGCAAAGAAAUCAAAGAAAAGGCAAAACAUGUGUAGCUUGAUCACCUUGGCCAGACUGGCUUCUUCUAAUUUAAGCCACAAAGUAUGGUGCCCCAAAUCUUCUUUAAACUACUGACUGGAGGUCUUGAUGCGUAGGACGUCUCCUCUACCUCCCUCUUAUGUGAUCAUAGCGAUAAUGUGCAUGUACUGUACUGAAAAAGAUUCUUAUCUUUUAUCUAUGUCGUUUUUUUUCAUCCGUGAAAUUCCUUCUUGAGCUCAGCCUUACAGGGGAGAGGGGUUGAUAUAACAGGAUUUAGUGUUUUUCCCCCCCUUUUCGAAACAUUGUACAGCAAACUUGCUGUACAGCUCAUAAUAGAGAAGUGCAGACAGUUUUUCCCAUUCGUGGGCAUGCAUUUGAAGUGAUAAGUUCAGAUUUUGUUAGCAUUAUUAUAAGAAUUUCUUUUGCUGGAGUGACAUCUUACAUUCCACUUCAGCCUCAUUCCCCCGAAGUGACCUCUGGGUUGUCUGCCAUGAUAACAUAUAAUCGCCGCUCGGUUCCCUCUUCAAACAAGGAGAGUAAUUUCAGCUUCUUCGGCCGAGGCUGGGGAGAAUUCGGCCUGUAACAUCAAAGCAUCCCUGGAGGCUUUUUCACUGCUGUGUUAUUGCCUCUGUUCCCAAAGUGCACAGAAAGCGAGAAUCUCUCACUGUGCAGAAAUUCUGUGAGCACAGGGUUAGAGCAGCAGCCCUGCUGUAAGCAUUAACUUAGUGUGAGAGGUGAAUGCAGUCGAAGUCUGUAGAGAGUCUGUGUACAGAGGAAAUGUGACAUUAGCGGGGCGCCGUUCAGACAUUGAUCCAUGUUCUCUCUGCAAGUUUGGACAAACUUUACUGAAGUUUGAGAAAAGUCUCAUUCAACCUAAUGAGAAACUUAAGCGCACAACUUAUUUUUUGCCAUAAUAUUUACAUUUAGAUUGUAUUAUUAAGGUCAGUUGAUGUGUAAGCUUGUAAAAGCUCAAAAUUUUAGGAUAGAUUGAGCAUAGUCAUUUUCUUCAUGUAAUCACGUUUUUAAACAUGUGGCUGCUAAGUUGGACCUCAACUUUUUAUAGUAUACAUCUUACUUCAAUACAAUAUGUUAAAGAAACCUAAUAAAAGGGUCCUGGUUGAGGUCUUGGGGUGACCAAAGAUGACAACGAGAAGCUAAUUUUUCAGUAGCCCUCAGUUAGGUUAGCAUCAGUGAGUUAAAGAGCUAGCUAAGCACACUUUGUAAUGCCCCCACUUUUUUGAGAAGUCAGUGCGCUUUAGUUUAGUUGCACUGUUUUUCUUCUUUCUUGCUAGUUGUGUAGCCCUUAGCUAGCUAACUAGCAAGUUAGCAGAGCACAGUAACAAACAUUAGGAAUAGAUGAAGUAGUUUACUACAUGAAGCGCAGUUUGAAAGUGCCAAGUAGGCAGAAGUCUGGCUUCUAAAUCUGGUAUCAAAGAUUCGAAAACAGCUCUACAUUUGCCUAACUUGGCAAAGUUGUAUGCUACAGUUUCUGAUUAGGUUUCAUUUUUGCCAACACAAAGUUGUCCAGCUUUGCAACAGUAACUACAAAACAAUGCAUUCAAGGGUGGAGCAUGGAUAGAGCCAUUGGCAGAAAAAGCUCGUUCCCUUCAGAAUAGUUGAAGUUGAGCUUGGCAUUAUGACCAUAUUUACUGUUAUCAUGAUGAGUGACCCCACAAUAUGUCACCGUCUGCCUUCCUGAGCAUACCGUGGAUAUCGUCAGCAUUUGAAAUUCACUUUCCAACUGCCUGCUUGAUUAAAAAGAGAGCUUAGCCCUGUUUGAUGUAGUGCAGCACAGUGUGUGAAGUGUUGAAUACCUUUGAGCAGUUGGAUUCAUAGUUUUUGAUAGUAUUUUUAAAACGUGGCACUAACUCGUCUGUUCCAACUUAACAGAUGUCAGAAAAAUUAAAUAGCGUGACGUGUAUCCUAAAAAAUUUCCUAAUCCUAUUAUGAUAUUACAUUUUGCCAUAUUGACAUAUUUGCCAUAUAUUCUAUGUUGAAGGAAUCUUCUCUCAAGGAGAAGCCUGCUAAUCUUAGCCUCAUACAUAAUAAUCAUGAGCAACAGGCUUCAGUGGGAAUGCUGCCUACUUUAGGAAUCUUGAUGUACAGUACAGAUUACCCCUGACCUUCUUCUUCAGUUGUUGACUCUCAGAUUAAUCUGUCUGCUUGCUGCUGAACAACCAACACUCACAAAAGCUGCUGCUAUCUCUCCAGAUAGACAUUGCGCAUCCAAAUUUCCUCCUCAAAGUUAGCCUUAAUCCUAUCUCUGAAACAACCAUGGUUUUACACUGCUUAGCGAUAGCAUCUAUGAGGGUUGACUCCCUCAUGGUGAGUGUUAGCACUGUGGCUGGCCUGUUCUUUUUUUGAUGCCAAAGAUGAAUGCCUGUGAGAUUUGUAGUUUGGUUUCUUGUCUUCAGUCGUUCUGAGAUUGACGAUUAUUUUCACAGGGUGGUGAUUUAGCGAAACUAAAGAAAACAGUAUUUUAGAGUUCAAAGUGGUCUUGUGCGAGACCGACAGUGUCAAUUUGUGAGAAAGCCAUGUCAAGAGGCUGUAUAAUUGUGGCUAGACCUCCCGACAAUGUGCAGUUUUGUCAGUAGCGUCCAAAUACGUUUCAGUCUAGCAUUUUCCAGUUUAGCAUUUCUCACAGUAAAUUUGCUGCCACAUUUUCAGAACUGCAGAGGCAGAAGAAUGUUUCCCAGGCCAGCGGUUCAGAAAUCCAUUAACUCAUCUCAGUUCAAAUCAAGCUCAGAUUGAACCCUACCUCAACCCCUCAGACCAUUCGCCACAGGCUACGUUUUCAUGCUAAUGUUACACAUACCGUUGUUUUUUCAUGCAAACACCUAGCUGACAUCAGUGCUGUCAAAAACUUUGGAAAAAAAUGGAUGAUUCCUGGUGUAUUGUCAGUUUUUAGUACACACUAACUGGCAGAUAAACCAGGAUGAUUUGUGAGUAGGCUUUGUGAGUCGAUUAGCCAUCCUGCUCUCUCAGGCAUUGCGCUGUUCUGUCAUUGCUAAUCACUGUCUAGCGCUGGAGACAGAAACGGGCCAACACAGAAACAGAAAAUCCAGCUCAGCUAUUGCUGAGAAACUUCUAAUGGUUUAAUGAUCCAUGUAAAUACAUUGAAGUUCAAAAUUGAGGCCUGAUAUUCUGCGAAUAGAGAACCUUAAAAGAAUGGUUUAGCUAGAAAAGCUAACAUGGCUAAGGUGAAUGGUAGCCAGCAGGGCGUGAAAUUGUUCACUGAGCUGAAAGAAAAUAGUUUUAUGCUUAUUUUUUUAAAGAACCAUUCCCCCCUCCUUUAAAAGAGUGGACUUGUUGUGAAUCAGGAACAGUUUAAAAGUUAUAGAUAACUGAUGAUGAUGCUAUCUCCAUCAUAAUGCCAUGUCUGCGAACCUCCAGUGAAGCUAAAACUGCUCUCUGUGCAUCAACAUUAGCAUAAGUUGCCAUUUAGGUCUGGCAUCUGAAACAUUAGCAUUAUCUCUCCUGCGUUUUUGCUGGCAAUUUACAAGGUCACCAUCUGCUGGCCUCAUUUCGGAGAUAACAAUUAGUUCUUAAAUCAAAUAAAUUGAAUGUGGGGGUGUGUUUCCGAGGCAACAACUCCCGCAUGCUUGUGAUGGACCCCCGGGUCAGACUGAACAGGUGUGCGCACACCUGACGCCCAGUAGACAUUUAUCUCAGCCAUCAUAUCCAGUCUUAUUUAUUGGCACCGUCUUGUCCUCUGCUGUUAAGUGGUUGUUUCUUAGAGCUUUUUAUGCAUGAAUGUGUGGCAAACAAUCCUUUACUUGUCAGCAGGUCGUGGUAGUUCCAGUCAGUAGCCAAUAGUUACGCAAAGAUCCUCAGAAGACACUGUUGUCAUUCCAUGUGCCAAAGAAAGACUUUUUGAUCUUCAAGUUGUAAACUGCUUCUAAGCCAUGUUGCAUGGGGGGGGGGGCGUUGUGAGUGAGAAUAUCUGGCAUUUCUUCAUUUAGUCCAGGCUGUAUUGUGGAAUUAGAAUUAGCAGCGCUAGGCUGACCUCCUUGCAGAUGCUUUGCCUUAAAGGGGCAUUCUCACAUAAAACUAGCUUUUGGUAUAUCAUGUUAUGCAGUAUUCUACAGUGCAGCGUUGCAUCCCUCAGCAUCACAGGUUACAUUCACAACAGUGGAUUGACAGAUUCCACUAUUAUAUAUAUAUAUUACAAUAUUCAGUGUGCAGUACACACAUACGUCAAAUAAUAAUUGGGAAUCGCCCCCAUGGUGAUAAAGAAAUCUACAUUAUGUCGCUGUUCAGAAAGAAAACAAGUAUCUCCAAAAUAAAUUCACAGGAAAAGGCGAAACAUUUUUAACUCAUAAUGUAAGUUAAUGUAGAAAAAAUCUGUUUGAAGUAAUUUUGUGUCAUUUCUGUGGGUCCAUUCAUCAUUACAUUUUUACAUAACGUAAAGGACAGCUGCAGUGCUCAAAUGAAACAAGGAGAUACGUGUUUUUUUUUCCGACAGCAACGAUAUAUAGCACUGAUGUGGAGGCUAAUAAACGUAGAUGUGAAAUGUGGCUUUGUAGCAAUAGCAUUAGCUACCCUAUAUGUUUGUCAGCUAGUGGUAAAAACAAUCAAUCAGCCUGCCUUCAUGUGUCCGGCCUAGAGUUUCAAGUGUUAUGCCUACCUUCAAGAUACAUAAUCAGAAAGAGUCUUUACAUGGAAAAGUAUCACUAAUGACUAUUGUGGCACCGCUGUAGGAGUGCCCCUUUAAUGCUGUUGCUGUUUUGUUUAGUGCCAACCACAAUCAACUCCAGCACUUUGUGUCUGAAAACAUAGAGCUUGUGGCCUGUAGGAUCAUAGUACUGUGCUAAACUCCCCUGUGACAGAGAUUUUUUUUAAAAGAGAGAUUUAAAUAUAUUUAUUAAGGCCUUUUAGACACUGGAUUAAAGAUAUUUGAAAGGGCCGGAGACAGAUUCCUCAUCAGGAUGCUUUGUAUAUUGUAUUUUGUAUUUUACUUCACUGGAGUAUGUGAUGAAGUAUGAGUGCUGCAAAGGGACAAAUCAAACUGUGUCUAUGUGUAAUCAGUAACAGACCAAUUGCUCAGAUAUUGCCUGAGUAUAUGUGCCUUGAUUCACAAAGGUUAUGAUUUCCUCCUUUUUUUUUCUUUUCUUUUUUUCCUCCGUUCCUUUUUCUGGGAUGAGACUCAGAAGGUGCAAAACACUUCAGAUGGCCCUCUCAGACACCUUCACGGACACAUUAAACCCUGCAGAUGUUUUGAAGAGCUAGAUCUUGGACUUUUCUGAAUAUUCUCUGUGACCAAGGCGUCAGCCGUCUGCUCCUUUUUUCUCAAGAACACCCUGUUUUGCUCCUUUUGUUCAUUCUUUUUAAUUUUAGGCUUUAUUGUGAUAUUAUAUUCCGCAAAAAGUUGUGUGUUGACUUCCCUUACGUUUAUGGAUAAGUUUGAUAUAUUAUUUUUUUCCCCUCCCACUGGGCUUUGUGUUUUUGCCUUCGUUUUGUGUUUUGUGAUUUGACAUACUGGGCUGGGCCUAAUCAUUCUAUGACUUUGUGUUUCAAAGAGUGUGUGUGUAUGUGUGUGUGUGUGAGAGAGAGAGAGAGAGAGAGCGAGUGAAGUGAGAGAACAAGUAUAUGUUUUAUGUAUGUAUAAAUUGUUUUGUUUUGUUGCCUGUUGUAUUGAGUUUUAACCUGUGGAACAUUAAGAAAAUGGAAAGAGAAGAAACGAGACCAAAUAAAAUUUAACAUGACCUUCAGAA